This is a messenger RNA of Canariomyces notabilis, 240 nucleotides long. RefSeq lists its product as uncharacterized. The record is from RefSeq and is a predicted model, not a curated record. The coding region runs from base 4 to 180 and encodes 58 amino acids. The transcript has a single exon. Lineage: Eukaryota; Fungi; Ascomycota; Sordariomycetes; Sordariales; Chaetomiaceae.
GCGAUGGAAAUCAGGGUUCUUGUUGUCCACACUUCCGGGCUGGGUAUAUACGGAGUUUGGACGUAUUGGAGAUCGGAGCUGCAGUCGCCACGCCCCGUUACCGUCGGAGCUGCAUGUCACUCUUCAGCCCCUGCAAGGGAACCAGGGACCGCAUGGCUUGCCUCGCUCCUCUUCCCAUGAUUAUGAUUCCUCUUUCUUGCCAUGGCAGCGCGGACGAUGGAAGCUUAUAUGGAACAGAAC